Messenger RNA from Ostrinia nubilalis (European corn borer), 4958 nucleotides. RefSeq lists its product as uncharacterized. The record is from RefSeq and is a predicted model, not a curated record. The coding region runs from base 2046 to 3590 and encodes 514 amino acids. The transcript has 11 exons. Lineage: Eukaryota; Metazoa; Arthropoda; Insecta; Lepidoptera; Crambidae.
UUCCUUGUAGAUCUCGAUGGCUUCUAAGAACGGGAUGACAUUUUUCUUGCCAUCAAAUCGGUGUGUGCACGCAGCAAAGGUAGACUGCAUUGCAGGUGCAGCUCUGCUUCCAAUCUGGGACAGCAACAACGCCAAUUGACUGUCCGUCAUAACGACAGGCACCGGUUGUGCAGGAGCCAUCACUGGACCAGGUGCGUCACGCACCUCUGUAGACUCCCUUGGUGAUUCCAUCAUCUCCACCUCAGCCGCAGCUGGUGUCUCCGUGGACGUCCCAGGCCUUUGCGCCGGGCUAUUUGUACGCGAUCUCGUUAGGACCAUUAUUAUGCGUAACUUUCAGUAAAUACAGCAGUCCAGACGUGGUUAGUGCAGCACGGUAUAUUCGUAUGGUAACAUGAGCUGUUGGGAACGAAAUAUCGGAUAGCGGAUAGAACCGAUAUCAACAACUCCAGAUACGAACGUCAAAAUACACGCGUACACAGUUCUAACUUUCACGUAUACUGUUCAAAGUCACUUUAAAAGCUGUAGGAAUUGUGUUUAUUAAAUUACACCUAAUUUAAGUCAAUAGGUACACUUUUAUUCCAAUUUUCACAAAGUUUGUACACGAAACUUUUACGUAAACAAGUUCGUACGUUUUGACAGCUUUGACACUUCGACCACGACACUAUUGACAGUGACAGUUCUAUAGGCGGCAAAAUUGUCUAUCGACCAAUAGGAAAAUGGUAUCGCCUACUGUGCACUUCACACUCGCAAAAUGGUAUCGUCCAGUUUUUCUCAACUGUAUUUUCGCUAAAAAACGAUAUAAUACGCGUUGCACCUCAGAUCAUAGAAAGAGAAUAGAUAUGAAGUCGCGCGUAACUACAACGAGAACCAGUGUCCCCACAUUUCCCCCACCACUGCUCCCACACACACAUUCAACUGUGUAAAAACAAAGCGGCUGAGAGUCUACGACAACAUGUGCAACCGGCUUAAAAGUGCUGUGAUUGGCCAGAAGGCAUGCCUUAUGGCCAAUCAAAGGCCGCGUGACGUGACGCACACUUUGAAAACGCUAGUGAGAGAACAAAGAUAAAAUGGAGUCGACAAGAUAUCGAUACUUUAAAUCGCUAGGGGCAAGGCUCGAAACUGAUUUCACAAAAUGCUUAUGUAUGAAAACCUUUUUAUUAUUAUACGUUAUUAACUACUAUCACGCAUUUACUUUUUAAUUAUGGCGAUCUGCGUACCGCAUAUUAUGUUUAUCAAAAAUAAUGCCUAUAUUAGGCUUUCAACUAGCUCUUAUAGUAAUUACAUAGUUGACAGUUACUAAUUACUUCUACUGUUAUUAUUUUUUUUUGUAAAAUCUUAUAAUCGCAAGUAACACACUUUUUUUUUAAUUUAAAAUUACAAAAUAGAAAAUUAUAAUUUAAUUCUAUUUAUCGAUAAUAGGAAACCGCAUUAGAACACGAGCACGGCACUAUGUUACGACCGGCACAUGCGGCCGUACUGUGUAUUUUCACACGACCAGUGGAUAUCGGAAGAAAUUAAAUACAUUGCGCAGUAGUUGAGCAUGACAUAAAGUGGUUGCUAACUAAAUCGUCAAUGUACAAGUGUGUUAGAAUUUUUAUCACCACUGAUUUCGAUAUCGCAGUAACUGUUACGGCACUGAAUUCGUUCGUAAAAAUGUAUAGUUUUUUUUAUUUAUAAGCAAAAUACCAAUGGAUUUGCAAUACUUACAUGUAGUAAAUGACUCCAUUGUUCCUGUAGUUCUUCGUUUCACCAGCCUGGCGCAAGUCCAAAGAGAAAAAACGAUCGUAUGAAACGGAAGCGAAUUUAUAAGGCGUCUAUGUUCGAAAGAUUAUUCAAACCUACAAAGCAGUGGACAAUUGACGGCAUUCGAAUUUAGGCGGAUUGUACUUCGCCGCCAUCUUAGACCGCCAUGACAGGUGUCAUUUCAUUUGUCUUUUGUUGUUGUGGUUGUUCGGUCUGAUUUUUUGCUCUUUUUGCAAGUAAUCUGCCUAAGUUUCUAAAUAAUUGCGUCUAUAGGCAUUCAAAACAAUCAAAUAAGUAAAAAAAUGAGUGGAUUUAAAAGGAAAAAGUGCGAAAUUUGUCAAAUAAAAACAUGUAGAAUGGACGGACAAAAAAGAAUUUUCAUGGCAAGAUUUCUAUUAGAAGAAGAUCGCUGUAGAGAAUGGGUAGCAGCUACCGGAAACAAAAAUUUGAUUAAUGUGCCUAUAGAAAAAUUGAACCAAUUAAAAUAUGUUUGUGGCAAGCACUUUGUUACAAAAGAUUUCAAGAAAAAGAAAACGCAGUUAAAGAAAAAUGCUGUUCCACGUAUUGAUAUUGCUAAAAAUCCGUUACCAGAUGACCUGUUCCAACAUAUGGCUCAAAGUAACACAAGGAAAAAUGUUUUACACGAUCAUAAUUACUACAGCUGCACUGAUCGCGAAUCUUCAACUUCAAAACUAUCAAUAGAGUGUGACUCUAAAAGAAAAAGGUCACAUAGUCCAAAACCUUCAACUUCUACAACAGAGACUGUAAUUGGGUGUUGUGACUCUGAAAGAAAAAGGUCACAUAGUCCAAAACCUUCAAUUUCUACAACAGAGACUGUAAUUGGGUGUGACUCUGAAAGAAAAAGGUCACAUAGUCCAAAACCUUCAACUUCUACAACAGAGACUGUAAUUGGGUGUUGUGACUCUGAAAGAAAAAGGUCACAUAGUCCAAAACCUUCAACUUCUACAACAGAGACUGUAAUUGGGUGUGACUCUGAAAGAAAAAGGUCACAUAGUCCAAAACCUUCAACUUCUACAACAGAGACUGUAAUUGGGUGUUGUGACUCUGAAAGAAAAAGGUCACAUAGUCCAAAACCUUCCACUUCUACAACAGAAGAUGUAAUUGAGAGUGACACUAAAAGAAAAAGAUCACAUAGUCCAAAACCUUCAACUCGUACAACAGAAAUUUUAACUAAGAGUGUCCCUAAAAGUAAAAGACCACAUAGUUCAGAAAAUACAGCUGUUACACCACGGAAGAAGAAAUUAAUGAAAAAGCUAAAGAAAAGUCGAAUUGUAAUUAAAAAUUUACAGACAAAGGUUGAUCAGAUAGACAACAUUUCUUCUCCAGUGCUAAAGUGCUUAAUUGAGUCUUCCAUAGCCAAUCAAAAACGUAAACCUAAAGGAAAACGUUUUACGAAAUUGAGCAAAAGUGUAGCCUUAGCUAUUUAUAAAAAAUCGCCUAAAGCUUUUAAAUACUUAAGUACAUUACUACCUAUGCCAAGUAUAAGGACGUUACAAACUGUCCUACAAAAUAUGAAAAUGGAGCCUGGAAUAGAUCCUACUACUUUAACUCAUUUGAAGAAAAAAGUUGAACGCUUAUCAGAUGCUGACAAACUCUGCGUGAUCUUGUUUGAUGAAAUAUCGUUAAAGAAAAGGCUAAUAUAUAAUCCAAGUACCGACAAUAUAGAUGGUUAUGAAGAUUUAGGCGAUGAAGGUGGACGAACAGCAAAAAUAGCUGAUCAUGCUUUGGUACUAAUGCUUCAAGGAAUUCGGAAAAAAAUUAAACAGCCGAUCGCAUAUUAUUUUGUUAAAGGUACAAUUGGAUGGUCCAAUUCUAGAAAUCACUAAGUCCAUUUUCAUAGUUUUCGAACUGACAACACUGAACAACGUAGCUUUUUUUUCUCUAUGGACUGGCGCAAUUAAUUUUUAACUUAAAAAUCCCUUUCCGUGUAUUUUGUGAAUUACUUUAACACUAAGUCCUCUCUUUCCAAUUCAAGAAAUCACUAUGUCCUAAUAUCCCUUAGUCCUGUCGGCUCAAAUUAACAAAUCCCUAAGUCCAUUAAAUUAUCCCUCUGUUUUGACUAUCAAAAAUAUUUGCCACUACCCGUAACAAAUAUUGGCGACGAAUAUUACCUUCGCCAAUUAUGGCUGCAUAAUUUUGAUGUGCACAAUUUACGAGAGAAUACUGCAACAAUGUACAUAUACACCGAACAAUAUGCAUUAAAAGGACCUAAUGAAGUUAUUUCAGCUUUAAAUGAUUACAUCCUAAAUAAUUAAAAAAACCGGCCAAGUGCGUGUCGGACUCACGCACAAAGGGUUCCGUACCAUUGAUUUAUGAAAUAUAUAUUUUUUUAAUUUAUUUGUAUGAAAGAUUACGCGGUAAUAAGCGGUUUACGAUUUACGAGGUAUUAAAAAAAACUACUUACUAGAUCUCGUUCAAAACAAUUUUCGUUGGUAGUUUUUAUAGUAAUGUACAUCAUAAUAUGUUUUUUUUUAGAUUUUUCAUUUUCUUAUUUUAGAAGUUAGAGGGGGGGACCAACUUUUUUCCACUUUGGAAGCGUCUGUCACGCAAACUAUUCGGUUUAGAAAAAAAAUGUUUUAGAAACCUCGAUAUCAUUUUUGAAGACCUAUCCAUAGAUACCCCACACGUAUGUGUUUGAAGACCGAUAAAAUAUAUACACCUGAUUAUUACAUAAAACUGAUUAAGACCAGCAGACAAGCCCCAUUUAGUAUCGUGUUUUUGGAGAAAAACUUAUCAAGCAAACAGGGUGACGAGAGGACCGUAAAGGUGAAAGAUUACAAAAGAGUGUACGAUAAUAGAAUUAAAACUUCUGUACCUGGCAUAUCGACUUGUCGACAAGUCCACUUCCGAAAAAAUGGUCGACCGGAAUUUACUUCUUCCAUGACUACGAAUUGCUUGAAGCCAAUUUCUUUGUAUCGUACUGGUAUUUCUAGAUUGAUUAGAAGUCAGCCUGAUGAUUGCUACGAGGGUCCAAUAAGGUUAAAACCAGCUAAAAUAGCAGAUAUUAAAAAUCUAUUACAGUUUAUACCUGAACAUUUGAGGCAUUUUUAUGAUGAUAUAGAAACUGAAAACUCAUUAGUUUAAGUCAAUGAAGAGUUGAUUGAUGAUGUAGAAUAAGUUAAUAGAAUAUAUAUGUAAGUAAUAUUGAUAAGUAAGUAAAAAUGUGAACCUAAGUUAUGAAAAUUUUAUGAAUA